ACACAGCGAGCAGAGAAGACACACUGAACUCUCUCAGUCCAGGUCUGUGCAGCAGAAGCAGGAUGCAGGUUCUGCCGAUUCUGAGGGUUUUGCUGACCGUGGAGCUGGUGCUGGUUUCUGUGGAGCGUUCUGAGUGUGUGCGCUGCUUUGAACGUUUCAACCUGCUCCUGGGUCAGUGUGAUGAAGAGGUCGGUGAGGUGGAUGAAGAUGACUGUUGUCAGAACCCUCUGUAUGGUUACAAGGCAGAAGACGGAGUGUGCCGCCUCUGUGGGCCGCCUGCAUGGUCUCCCUGGUCAUCAUGGUCACACUGUAAUGUCCUCUGUGGGGACGGAGUGACGCAGAGAAGAAGGAAGUGUUUCGGCAGAGGCGAGUGUGAGAACUCUGCAGACAAACUGGAGAUGGAGACGGUACCCUGCGUCGGCACCUGCUGCAAUACUGAGGGGUGGACCUUGUGGCUCCCCUGGUCACCUUGCUCGGUGUCCUGUGGAGAGGGCGGAGUCAGGAAGAGAGAAAGAGUCUGUUCAAGUCCUCCUGAGUGUCGCUCUGCCUGCAACGGUCCUUCAGAGGAGACAGAGGCAUGUCCCCCACAAGAUACCUGUCCAGUUCACGGAGCUUGGACAGGCUGGUUUGAUUGGUCUCCUUGUUCUGGAUCAUGUAUCAGCGUCCAGGACGCCCCAGUAAGAUGGCGAUCGCGAACCUGCACUGACCCCGCCCCCUCCUCUGACACCGUCCCACCUGGUAAUGGAUGCCCUGGAGAAAACUCCCAGAUACAGGACUGCAGCGAACUCCCAAACUGUCAAGUGCAUGGAAGCUGGGGGGCGUGGUCUCCAGCAGGGCCAUGCUCGGUCCCUUGUGGGGAGGGGCUUCAGCUGGCAAUCAGAAGCUGUGAUCAACCCGCCCCAAAAUAUGGUGGCAAAUUCUGUGAGGGACCAAGCACUCAGAGCAGCAUCUGUCAGAGUCCCUGUCCAGUGGACGGGUUUUGGUCUGGUUGGUCCAACUGGGGGGAAUGUUCUUCUUCCUGCAUCCCACAAAGCUCUGUCCCCACCAGGACUCGCCAACGCACCUGUUCUAACCCCGCCCCUUCAUCCAACCCACCUGGGAGGAGUUGUGAGGGGGAGGACAAGCAGGCAGACAUCUGCAACCACCUGCCUCACUGCCCAGUGGAUGGAGGUUGGGGGGCUUGGUCUCCCUUCUCCUCCUGUCCUGUUACUUGUGGUGUGGGGCUUCAAGUGUCCGUCAGGAGAUGUGAAAGCCCCGCCCCAAAACACGGUGGGCUGCCAUGUUACGGAGAAAGAAGUCGCACCAGCAUCUGUAAAACCAAUGUCCACUGUCCAGUGGACGGGGUGUGGUCAGAGUGGUCAGAGUGGAAACAGUGUAGAUACCCAUAUGGUGACAAAGACAUCAAAUGUAAGCAGAUUGGCGGCAGUCAGAUCCGGGAGCACGAGUGUCUCUAUCACGCCCACAACGGGUCCAUCUGCAGCGGGAUAGAGCUGACGGAGAGACGGGUCUGCUACGAUGUUACCAACUGUUACAUAAAGGGUACCUGGGAUGGCUGGGAGUCGUGGAGUUUGUGUAGACCCUCUUGUGGAGGAAAUUCCAAACGCGUCAGGAUGAGGCGCUGCAAACCGGACUACAGCGAUUACCGUCCCACCAUUGGUCGUCAGAGGAUGGGGGCAACAUUCUUUGGGAAACCUCUGGCUGACUGCGGCGCUGUGCCCGAUAGCGGAGAGAAGUAUCAACGUCAGGCCUGUGUGAACGUUCCUGCCUGCCCUGAAAACUGAUGACUUUAACACCCUCACUUAAUAAUGAAACAAUCACCAACACAACACCGUCCCAAUGAGCUUACACCUAUGAAACAUGCCAGUAACACACUCACCAAGGAAUUGAGUAACACUGAAUGUUCUGCAUUUCCAGAGCUGGACUCUAAUGAACACUUCGCACUGCAUACUGAAUUUAAAACUUAAAUUCAGUUCCACAAAUCUCCUAAACACAAACAGUGGUGUCAUUUUAUUCUAAUCCAUGAAAUAAAGUACAGAACAUUAACGCUGCAAGUAGAACAAUCAAAGUUUGUGUUCUUUAAAACUUGCUUUUUUUUUUAAUGCAACAAGUGUUUCUAAAAAAUACAUAAAAAAAUAAAUAAUGCUUUUGUUGCUUGA
This is a messenger RNA of Notolabrus celidotus (New Zealand spotty), 2156 nucleotides long. RefSeq names its product properdin-like. Lineage: Eukaryota; Metazoa; Chordata; Actinopteri; Labriformes; Labridae. The transcript is spliced from 11 exons. The coding region runs from base 63 to 1781 and encodes 572 amino acids. The record is from RefSeq and is a predicted model, not a curated record.